Molecule: messenger RNA, 2298 nt
Organism: Cynocephalus volans (Philippine flying lemur)
Lineage: Eukaryota; Metazoa; Chordata; Mammalia; Dermoptera; Cynocephalidae
Gene: SOX30
Product: SRY-box transcription factor 30
Exons: 5
Coding region: 1-2298 (765 amino acids)
Biological process (GO): regulation of transcription by RNA polymerase II
Cellular component (GO): nucleus
Molecular function (GO): DNA-binding transcription factor activity, RNA polymerase II-specific; sequence-specific double-stranded DNA binding
Source: RefSeq, a predicted model, not a curated record
AUGGAGAAAGCCAGGCCGGUGCCGCUGCCUCAGCCGUGCCAACUGCCGCGGACGACCGCGCCUCGUCCGUUGCGCCCCGCUCCGCCCCCGCUGCGGGUCGAGGGCACCCCUUUUCGGGCAGCGGUCGCUGAGUCCCCUCAGUUGCCACCUGCCCCGUGCGCGGCCGCCAUUGUGACCGUGGCUUCGCCGUGCGGGGAGGCCCCGUCGUCGGGCGUACAGCCUGCGGCAGGACAGCUGCUGCAAGUGAAACCCGAGCAGGUGUUGUUGCUGCCACCAGGACCACCACUGCCUCAGGCCCGGGACGGCGACGCUGCCAACUCGCCCGCGCAGGCGCGGCUGCUGCAACUGAGGCCCGAGCUGCUGCUGCUGCCGCCGCCGCCCGCGUCCGAGGGCGCCCCUUGGACGUCCGAGUUCCACCUGCUGCAGCCCCGGGCACUGCACGUCAAGGCCGAGAAGCAAGAACCCGGGCCCAGCUUGGACCCGUCGGUGGGGCCUCGGAGGACAGUUGAGGUGGGCCCUAGAGCCUCCGAGGUGGCCAACGUGGAAGGCCCCAAGCUGGUCUUCGACAGCCUCCGAGGGGACGAGAAGGGCAGGCUAGAAGUGGAGGAGGUCAUGAGGGACACCGCGAAAAGCGAGGAAGGCAAAAGCUUGGCGGCCAUCCGAGAAGGAAUCAUCAAAACAGAGGAGCCCGAGAGAUUCCACGACCACAGGCUCGGCAUGGAGCUCACGUCCAAUGGCCUGGUCCAUGGCAGCAAGGAGGUCAUCCUGGCUCAGCAGUCCAGCGCCUUUGGGCCGCACCAGCAAGACCUCAGGAUCCCUUUGACUCUCCACACAGUCCCUCCUGGGGCCCGGAUCCAAUUUCAGGGACCUCCACCCUCAGAACUGAUACGAUUGACUAAGGUCCCUCUGACACCAGUGCCUAUUAAAAUGCAAUCCUUAUUGGAGCCUUCUGUAAAAAUUGAAACCAAAGAUGUCCCACUCACCGUGCUUCCCUCAGAUGCAGGAAUACCAGAUACUCCCUUCAGUAAGGACAGAAAUGGUCAUGUGAAGCGACCUAUGAAUGCGUUUAUGGUUUGGGCAAGGAUCCACCGGCCAGCACUAGCCAAAGCUAACCCAGCAGCCAACAAUGCAGAAAUCAGUGUCCAGCUUGGGUUAGAGUGGAACAAACUUAGUGAAGAACAAAAGAAACCCUAUUAUGAUGAAGCACAGAAGAUUAAAGAAAAGCACAGAGAGGAAUUUCCUGGUUGGGUUUAUCAGCCUCGUCCAGGGAAGCGAAAACGCUUCCCUUUAAGUGUUUCCAAUGUAUUUUCUGGUACCACACAGAAUAUCAUCUCUACAAAUCCUACAACAAUUUAUCCUUAUCGGUCACCUACCUACUCUGUGGUAAUUCCCAGCUUACAGAACACCAUCACUCAUCCGGUUGGUGAAGCCCCAUCUGCCAUUCAGCUGCCCACACCUACGGUCCCGCGCCCAAGCCCCAUCACACUUUUCCAGCCCAGCGUCUCCAGUACUGCCCAGGUGGCCAUCCCAGGUCCAAGUCUGCCCCUCCACCCAGCACUCCCAUCCCAGCGCUUUGCUGGGCCUUCCCAAACGGACACUCAUCAGCUGCAUUCCGGAGCCAGUCACUCGGUGAAGAGACCCGCUCCUGUCUCUCUGGAGGGCACCAACAGGAUUCCAACGAGUGCAAGUACUGCCCAUGCCAGAUUUGUAACCUCGACCAUCCAACCUCCCAAGGAAUAUCCCAGCAUUUCCACUUGUCCAAGAAGUGCUUCAAUCCCCCAGGCUCCUCCCAUUCCACACUCACAUGUCUACCAGCCCCCUCCUCUUGGCCAUCCAGCCACACUGUUUGGGACACCACCACGAUUCUCUUUUCAUCACCCUUACUUCCUACCUGGACCUCACUACUUCCCAUCAAGCACGUGCCCUUAUAGUCGGCCUCCCUUUGGCUAUGGGAACUUUCCAAGUUCAAUGCCAGAAUGCCUUGGUUAUUACGAAGACAGGUACCAAAAACAUGAGGCUAUGUUUUCAGCUUUAAAUAGAGACUAUCCUUUUAGAGACUACCCUGAUGAACACACACACAGUGAAGAUCCUCAGAGUUGCGAGAGCAUAGAUCGGACCUCUUACUAUAACAGUCAUAGCCACGGUGGGGAAGAAUACUUAAAUCCCAUGCCUCAGCUGGACAUUGGAGCCUUGGAGAAUGUCUUCACAGCCCCAACAUCAACUCCCUCUAGCAUCCAGCAAGUCAAUGUCACUGACAGUGAUGAAGAAGAAGAAGAAAAAGUGCUCAGGAAUUUAUAA